AUGGUUUGUUUUGCGCAGGUGAAUGACUGCACAUUUUCUCGUGAUGGCCAGCUCCUAUUAACAGGUUCAGAUGACUGUAAUGCUUGCAUCUGGCAUAUUAAAGGUGAAAAACUUCUAUCUAAAAUAAAGGGUCACACAGGCCCAGUCAAGUCUUGUGUGUUUUCUAAUGACUCUAGUUUCUUCGCCACUGGAUCCUGUGAUUGUACCGUAAAAAUAUGGCAGACCAAAACAGGAAGAUGUCUGCACACUCUGCAAGGACACAGUAAAAGUGUGGAGACUGUAUGCUUUAACUGUAAUUCAAGACUGCUCGCAUCUGCUGGCUGGGACUACACAGCUAUUCUGUGGGAUACAAUGACAGGCUUUGCUUUGAAAAUUCUUUCUGGACACAAGAAUGUCAUCAAAACCUGUGACUUUUCAUACUCUGGAGAAUGCCUGGCAACUGGAUCCUGGGAUAAUACGAUCAGAGUGUGGAGGAUACGAAAACCAAGGCAGAGAAUAAUUUUGCAGGGUCACACAGGCAAUGUGAGCUGUGUGAAGUUUUCUGCAUUUGGAAUGUUGGCUUCAGCUUCCUGGGACAAGACUGUACGUGUAUGGAAUUCAAAAAAUGGACACCUGAUCUUUCUUCUGAAGGAGCACACUGGCCGGGUGAUGGCUCUUUCAUUCUCCAUGGAUUCAAUUCUACUGGUGACAGCAGCAGAAGAUGAAACGGUUCGUGUGUGGGAUUGCGAAGAUGGCAAGUGUAAGAAGAUCCUUAAGGCUUCAGGUUCCUGGGACAAGACUGUACGUGUAUGGGAUUCAAGGAAUGGACACCUGAUCUUUAUUCUGAAGGAGCACAGUGCCCGGGUGAUGGCUCUAUCAUUCUCCAGAGAUGCAAUUCUUCUGGCGACAGCAGCAGGAGAUGAGAUGGUGAACAUGAAGUGA
Molecule: messenger RNA, 921 nt
Organism: Rhincodon typus (whale shark)
Lineage: Eukaryota; Metazoa; Chordata; Chondrichthyes; Orectolobiformes; Rhincodontidae
Product: WD repeat-containing protein 38-like
Exons: 8
Coding region: 1-921 (306 amino acids)
Molecular function (GO): protein binding
Source: RefSeq, a predicted model, not a curated record